This is a messenger RNA of Punica granatum (pomegranate), 2179 nucleotides long. Lineage: Eukaryota; Viridiplantae; Streptophyta; Magnoliopsida; Myrtales; Lythraceae. The record is from RefSeq and is a predicted model, not a curated record.
GCUGUUAACUCACAACAUACUCCCCAAUUUUCCUCAAUUUGUCAAUCCCUGCGUUCACACUCUCAUCCCCCUUCUCUUCUCUUCUUCUUCUUCUUCUUCUUCUUCUUCUUCGUCUCAAAUAGCCCACGACACAAUUUAUAAUUCCCCCACCCACAAAAAAAAAAAAAAAAAAAACAUAGAACCUUAGGCUCCAAUUCGUUCUCGGUGAAGCAAAAUCUCAUCCCAAAAUCCGCCAUUUUUUCUUUCAUGAAACUCACUUCUCUCUCGGACCCACAAGACCUCUCCUACAUCUACGACUUCCUUCAGCAGAUGAAUGAGCCCCCGGCCGCCGCUAGAAGCCCCGCCAAGAAGCAGAGGAGGCGGGACGACAGCUUCACCGACACCGACGAGGACGACGAUGACGGCAGCAAGAAGAAGAGGGACCUGAAGGGUAUCAUCACUUCUCUCUCCCUCUUGGAGGACCAAGAGAAGGAAGACUUGCGAGAGCGGGAGGUGGCCGCGGUGGAGGAAAGGCAGCUCCUUGAGAACAAUUACCGGAAGAAGAGCCGGGCCACGGCCGAUUUCUACUCCAAUGUCGAGGAUUAUUAUGCGGAGACGGAUGAGUUGGACCGUACGAGGCGGAAGAAGUCGCGGGCUCUGGCCGGUGCGGUGGCUGCGGGCAUCGCCGAGGAAGGGGUGCUGAAGAAGUCGGAGAAAGGGGGCAAGAAGUCCGGCGGCGAGGGCGGGCAGAGCAGGCGGCUCUGGGUCAAGGACCGAUCGAAUUCUUGGUGGGACGAGUGCAAUCGGCCCGAUUAUCCCGAGCACGAGUUCCGGAAGGCCUUCAGGAUGGGCCGGAAGACGUUCGACGUGAUCUGCGAGGAGCUCAACUCCGCUAUCGCCAAGGAGGACACGGCCCUGCGGAACGCAAUCCCGGUUCGGCAGAGGGUCGCGGUCUGCAUCUGGAGGCUAGCCACGGGGGAGCCCCUCAGGCUCGUGUCGAAGAAGUUUGGGCUCGGAAUCUCGACCUGCCAUAAGCUGGUACUCGAAGUCUGUGCUGCUAUUAAGAGUGUCCUAAUGCCCAAGUUCCUUCAGUGGCCCGAGGAUUUGAGGAAGAUAAAGGAAGAAUUCGAGUCAGUCUCAGCUAUCCCGAACGUCGUGGGUUCCAUGUACACGACUCAUGUCCCGAUCAUCGCCCCGAAGAUCAGCGUCGCAGCUUACUUUAAUAAGCGGCAUACAGAGCGGAACCAGAAGACUUCAUACUCGAUCACAUUGCAGGGUGUGGUAGACCCGAGAGGCGUAUUUACGGACGUCUGCAUUGGCUGGCCUGGGUCCAUGCCUGACGAUCAGGUGCUGGAGAAGUCUGCCCUUUACCAGCGGGCCCAGGGUGGGCUCCUGAAGGGUGUGUGGAUCGUGGGCGGGUCCGGAUACCCGCUUUUGGACUGGGUCCUGGUGCCCUACACCCAGCCGAACUUGACGUGGACCCAGCACGCCUUCAAUGAGAAGAUCGGGGAGGUCCAAAAUGUCGCUAAGGACGCGUUUGCAAGGCUGAAGGGUCGGUGGAGCUGCCUCCAGAAACGAACUGAGGUGAAGCUCCAGGACCUCCCGAUCGUGCUCGGUGCCUGCUGUGUUCUCCACAAUAUCUGUGAGAUGAGAGGGGAGGAGAUGGAUCCUGAAUUGAGAAUAGAGAUCAUGGACGAUGAGAUGGUCCCUGAGGCCGCACUAAGGUCCGUGAGCUUGAUGAAGGCGAGGGACGCAAUCGCCCAUAACAUCUUGCACAAAGGACUUGCGGGCACUUCUUUCCUGUAGGAAACAAGGGAGGAAAGGAAAAAGAGAAAUGUCUGCCAUUUUUUUUUCCUGUUCUUUUCUGAAAAGAUUGUUGUAAUUCUUUCAUGUAUGCUUUUUUCUUCCUUCUCGGUCUCAAAUUCUGCCCUGUUGCUGUAGAAUUUCACAUUACAUUAGACCAUACUCAGUUCAUCGUAGUUUGUCGGAGGAGCUCGAGAAAUUAAAUGUUGUAAUCGGCCCCUCCUACAAAUUAAGGGAUGAUUCUUAGUCCUGUAACCUUAGGCUCCACACUGAAAACCAUCAAAAUAAGAUUCAAAAUGAAUUCUUACAGUACUGUAUCUGUUCAUUUACAUCAGGUCUUGUGGGUAUCCGAGUCAAUGCGAUUUGUUCGAGCGAAUGUAAAAUUUCUUCAUUAUCA